Messenger RNA from Rodentolepis nana, 576 nucleotides. The record is from the annotation of a GenBank genome assembly. Lineage: Eukaryota; Metazoa; Platyhelminthes; Cestoda; Cyclophyllidea; Hymenolepididae.
GACCGACCAGAUUCUCCUCCCCCCGAAAUCGACGUGAUCUUCCUUAACGGAAUGCUGGGAAGUGUCUUCCACACCUGGCGACAAAGUGACCUCUCUUUCACCAAUGGUGGUGAGAAUGGUGUGCAGGAGAACAUAGAAGACCCGAACACAAGUAGUCUUCGACUUCCUGCUGCCUUCCCGGGACAAGUCAGUUGCUGGCCUCAAACUUGGCUAAGCGAGGAGUUUCCCAACGCACGAAUUAUCGGAAUCAAUGUUAACCUUAAGCCUUUCAUCUGGAAUCCUAUUUGCCCUGGUGAAAAGACUAAGCGUCGAAUAGACCAAAGAGCGAGAGAUAUCCUUCAACAACUGCUCAUGGCCGGAGUUGGUCGACGACCAAUUAUCUGGAUUGCUCACUCAGCUGGUGCAUUCUGCAGUUCCGUGGCUAGUGUCGGUGGUGUUUACCAAAUCUUCACCGCACAAUUUGCCACGUCUGAACACGCCUCUCACCUUGGCCACACACACUGUUGUUUCGUGAUGGGAUUUGCAAAUACUCUUCUCUUGACUGUCUGCAUCCGUCCAAAACCCAAUGGCAGUUAA